CGGGAUUCAAGAUUGCUGGUAAAGAACCGGUUCUACAAGACGAUACCGAGCCUGAUUGGGUUGUGUUCCAAAUCGUCAUGACCAAACCCGCCCUGCGAACACCCCGCAUAUCCGGGGAUCUCGCCGAGCGACAGAUCUUCAUUGUGGAAUGUAAAAGACCCAGCAAAGAUACGCCUGCCGAGUGGGAAUCAGCGAAGGAUCAAUUACUCCACUACUGCGAAGGAAACGUUAAUGGAACAACGCGGGUGUUCGGGGCCACGGCAAUUGGAACAAAAGUCAAGUUUUGGAGAUUCGACUACCCGAGACUUACCCCCUUGUCUGCUGGUGAUGAAACAUACGACCUCCUUGACCCUCGUGGAAGCAACCAAGCCGAGCAGUGCCUGAACUACAUUCGGAACAACGGCUGGAACUGGGUACAGUCAGGCACUAUGCUUCCCUGAAUGAGCUUUCACCAUCUUGCGAUUUGGAACUCUUCCCGUAUAUUCUAAUCUUGGUAUAACCGUACCAUGUCAUGCGCUAUCAUUGGUUUACCGCUGCUUCGUGCUUUGCUAUCUUUGCUGUUUUCGCUAUUUUCGAUAUUUUGCUAUUUCAUUCUCGGGUACAAAGAGGAAUGGUCAAUGUUAUUUUCGGCUUGAUCUAUAACCCUCAUUGUUAGAUAUGUUUUCU
Molecule: messenger RNA, 666 nt
Organism: Aspergillus eucalypticola CBS 122712
Lineage: Eukaryota; Fungi; Ascomycota; Eurotiomycetes; Eurotiales; Aspergillaceae
Exons: 1
Coding region: 78-440 (120 amino acids)
Source: RefSeq, a predicted model, not a curated record